This is a messenger RNA of Trypanosoma brucei brucei TREU927, 4023 nucleotides long. Its product is annotated as DNA polymerase alpha catalytic subunit. Gene Ontology annotation, cellular component: alpha DNA polymerase:primase complex. The transcript has a single exon. The record is from RefSeq and is a predicted model, not a curated record. Gene Ontology annotation, molecular function: chromatin binding; single-stranded DNA binding; DNA replication origin binding. The coding region runs from base 1 to 4023 and encodes 1340 amino acids. Gene Ontology annotation, biological process: leading strand elongation; lagging strand elongation; mitotic DNA replication initiation. NCBI's taxonomy places the organism in Eukaryota, Euglenozoa, Kinetoplastea, Trypanosomatida, Trypanosomatidae.
AUGGAGGAUUGGGUUAGCUGCCGUUCCGAAGAGCAGAAAAGAUGUGGAGAAAAAGGACAAUCUACCUUUGAUGAGUCGGAAGAGGAGCAGUGGCGCAAGCUGAAGGAAGAGGCUAUGAUAGAUUCAGAUGAUAGUGAGGGUGCUGCUGGUGAUGAGGGUGCCGUCGUGCUCGCAGAGGCGAAGAGGCGCAAACCGAGAAAAUCUGGGAAGGUAAUUGCCACUCAGAAGUGCGCGCAGCCGCAGAAUCAACAUAGACACCAGCAAAAACUGACAAAGUCUUUAAGUACAUAUGAUAUGGAGAAUCUCCUAAAACAAUAUCGCAAUAUCUCUGCCGAGGAGGAGGACGAAGUGGAUGUGGAUAUCACAAAGUUUCUACAAGAUGAUGGAGUCGACAGCGAAGAUGGUGAGGGACCUUCCGUAACUGCCACCGAGCUUUUGUCCUCUUUAAUAAGCGGAAGAAGUGCUGAUACUAAUAAAACUGAAGAGUUGGCUGACAGUUUUCCGUUGGCAAAUCUUAAUGACGAGGUUUUUACUUACGAAAAUGAAGCAGCUGUCAAGAAAACUCCCCGCAACAAGGAGAAACGCACCAAUAAGGCUGGCGCGAACUAUGUGAUUAAGGAGACUGUCGUGGAGGAGUUGAACGUCGUCACGGAUUUACCAGUUGAGGUACGUACUGGGUCUCAACAUGCGAGCACUGACUUUUUGAACGGGUGUCCCCCCAAGGCGUUGUUUUACUGGUUUGACGCAAAAGAACAACCCCACACAUUGACAGCUCCCGGAACGAUACUUCUCUUUGGUAAGGUGUGCGUGAACGAGGAAGAUGAGGAGUUUCGCUCAUGCUGCGUGAGAAUACAACAUGUUCAUCGGAACGUCUUUCUCCUUCCGAAAGAGGGCUCAACAGAUGCUGAGGUCGUCCAGGAAAUUAAUGCUAUUUGCCGUGGUAGUGGCAUAGAGGAGCGGCGAAUCAAAUUUGUUGAGCGGUAUUAUGCCUUUGAGGAACCGGGUGUUCCUCGGGAAAAAAAUCGCUGGGCGAAACUCGUUUACCCGGGCAGAUACCCCCCGUUUCCAAACAAGGGAGGGUUAACACAUGUCCAAGUUGUCGUCGGCGCGUCUCGCUCUCUCCUUGAACUCUUUCUCAUAAAGAAGAGACUAAUGGGGCCAUCGUACCUCGAAAUUGAGCAUCUUGUUACCGCGAUGGACCGUGUUUCUCACUGUAAAACAGAGUUUUUGGUGCCCUCGCCUAAAGACAUAAAAGUUUACAAUUCAUCAAAGCCACCACCACCGUUUACGGUUGCGAGUAUCCAACUUCACGCCCAGCUUGACAGCGAUGGGGUGAAAAACGAAGUGAUCGCUGCAUCGAUUGCAUUGUAUGGCGACGUCUCGAUUGAUGGAGAGAGAAAACCUAACAUUACGGAGUGCUUCACUGGCGUGCGGCAAUUAUCACCGGAUGCUCCUCUCCCAUUAGAUUUAGAGACUUACUGUUUGUCGAAGCGCAUGCCUGGAGUGCACCGUUUUAUAAACGAGAGGGCGCUGCUUACGUGGUUUGCGGAGACCCUUGCUGCGUUGGAUCCCGAUAUUAUCGUCGGACACAAUAUUAUCGGAUAUACCGUCGAGACUCUCUUAAAUCGCUAUCAGGAGCUAAACAUUGUUCGCUGGUCUACGAUUGGUAGACUUGAUGUCAGACGUUUUCCGCGAAUACAGGGGAACAAUUUCAAUCUGGCCAUUGAGAAAGAGGCUUGUGUUGGUCGUCUUGUCGUUGAUACCUACCUUCUUGCGAGAGAGUACUAUAAAAGCACGAACUACAAGUUGCUUUCGCUGAGCACGCAGAUGGAAAUCAAAGGUAUUACGGACAACCGGGGCCACUUCGAACCGGGAUCAACCGUGUUGGUUAAGGACUCAAUGAUGUCUUCCGAGGCUCUUUGCCCUAUCCUCUUGCAGCUUCUUAAUUGUGCUGUUCUUUCUUUCAACGUAGCCUCGUUCCUUGACGUCAUCCCGCUUACGAAGAGGCUCACGCUGCUGGCAGGGAACUUAUGGAGCCGAACGCUAUAUGGUGCUCGUUCGGAGAGGAUUGAAUAUCUUCUUCUACACGCUUUUCACAACUUGAAGUUUGUAACACCUGAUAAGAAAAAACGUGAUUUAAAGAGAGGUCGGGAAGAUGAUGAUGAUGAAGGCAAACGGAAAACAAAGUACCAAGGUGGUAUGGUUCUCGAACCAAAGAGUGGGCUUUACUCCGAGUACAUUCUGCUGCUGGACUUCAAUUCACUUUAUCCUUCGCUGAUUCAGGAAUUCAAUGUCUGCUAUACUACCAUUGACCGCGAUGAGAACACUGUAUCUGCCGAGGUACCGCCACCCGAGAGCCUUAUUUGCCUCUCUUGUAGGGCCGCAGGUUUGCCCUCACCGUGCCUACACAAGUGCAUUCUACCGAAGGUUAUUCGUGGUCUUGUGGACAGCAGGAGGGAGAUCAAGCGAAUGAUGAAGUCAGAGAGGGACCCAGGUAAUCUCGCUAUGCUAGAAAUUAGGCAGUUGGCUCUGAAACUAACGGCAAAUAGCAUGUACGGAUGUCUGGGAUUUGAAUAUUCCCGUUUUUAUGCACAACCCCUCGCUGAGUUGGUCACUCGACAGGGACGUCUUGCCCUUCAAAACACAGUGGAGUUGAUACCACAAAUUUCCCCAUCAAUCAGAGUCAUAUAUGGAGACACAGAUUCAGUGAUGAUACAAACGGGAAUCAAGGAUGACAUUGGAAAAGUGCGUAAUCUUGGAUUCGAAAUUAAAGGCAAAGUCAACCAGAGGUAUCAGAGUCUGGAGUUGGAUAUAGAUGGGGUUUUCCGGGCGAUGUUGCUACUUAGGAAAAAGAAAUAUGCUGCGUUGAGCGUCGUGGACUGGCAGGGGGAGGGGAAGGUAUACAAGAGGGAGGUGAAAGGAUUGGAUAUGGUGCGAAGGGAUUGGUGCCCGCUUUCCCAACAUGUAUCUGACGCUGUUCUAAAGAGGAUAUUAAAUGCUGAAGGUGGCGAAGACAUACUAGACUUCGUCAUCAAGUACAUGAAGGGCGUUGCGCAAGAUGUUCGUUCUGGAAACGUCUACCCUCUUGAAGAAUUUGUUAUCUCGAAGAGCUUGACAAAGGAGCCGGAGUCAUAUCAUGGCACAGGAUAUCCCCAUGCUGUUGUCGCUCUUCGUAUGAAACAGAGGAAGGAGGGCGUUCGCGUUGGUGACCUUAUUCCGUACGUCAUUUGUGAAGGUGAUGAGCAUAUCGAUGAUAAGGCCUACCACAUCGAUGAAGUGCGACGCUCUGAUGGACUCUCUGUUGACGUCGAAUGGUAUCUGUCUUCACAACUUUAUCCUCCAGUGAUGCGUUUGUGCGAGCAUAUCCAAGGUUUCGUACCGGAGCAACUUAGUGAAGCAAUGUGUAUUGCAAGUCAUAUGCGAACGGAACGCGACGUUAAGGAGGAAGACACCGCUAACGACUUCUCCCACUGUUCCAUUUUCAAGAGCCGUGCACUCUCCGAAUGUUUUCCAACUGCUACGGCAUUACAGGUUCAAUGCACACAUUGCCAGUUGGUUGUCCCAGUGGACCCGCACAAAUACAUAAACGACAUGUUUUCCAGUCGUGAAAAGCCACCUCCCACCGCACCCUUUGAGCUUUAUGUGUGUUUCAACUGCGGUCGAUCCCUCCCCCUUGCGUAUCUAGCAAAUUGUAUGACGCAAAUGUGUCACACGAUAAUCCGGCAGUUUUAUUGUUCAGGCGGGAAUGUUGCCUCGGUCCGUGCUCUUCGGGCGCAAUUCACGUACCUUCGAGCAAUGUUUGACGUCCCACAGGCCCUUAACUGCCCGUCGGCAGUGAAGAAUGCACACCGUGUUCUUUCACUACGUUGCUUAGGAACUGAUAGGAAACUCUAUACACUGGCGGAUGUCGAGAGGUUCCCCGACGUAGAGCCUGUGGAUCCGUUGCUCGCAUGUGCGGAGAGUUUUUACCGCAGGAUAGACCAUCUUUUUGUUAGUCUUGACAAGUUGUUCGAUACUCCAUGA